Molecule: messenger RNA, 1172 nt
Organism: Darwinula stevensoni
Lineage: Eukaryota; Metazoa; Arthropoda; Ostracoda; Podocopida; Darwinulidae
Source: the annotation of a GenBank genome assembly
CAAUGAAUUCUUGAUCCAUUCUUAGGUUCGCCAAUCGGUGCGAGAUGCUGAUUCUGUUUUUGCAUUCUAAAGAUGUCACUGGUUAUUCAUCAAUUUCCUGCGAGAAUAUGCACCGAGUUCAUGCUUCCCCCAGUUCUUUUUUUCGUGCGAUAAAGCAACAGGCUAGAUAGGAGCGUUACGUGUGCAUAAGAUGGAUAAAGCGUGAUCAACCACACGACUAUAGACUUUCCAGGGAUCCGAUGAUGGAGGAAAACAAAGAAAUACUCCACGAGGCCUUGAAAAGAGGGAGCGUUGAGGUCCUUGGAGAGAAUUUGCCGAACUAUCCUCUCCCGUUCAAGCUCAUCAAAACUGAUCAAUUCAGUUUGGGCGAAAUCGAAAAAAGAGGAAUAUGUUUGAAUGUCAUCCUACUCGGAUUGACAGGAACAGGGAAAUCGCGGUUGUUGGAGGUGAUUGGGAAUUAUGGAUUAGGAGUGGAUUAUUGGGAUCCUUAUCGAUUCCAGGUGAAGAAGGAUGAACAUACAGAGAAGAUCACGUCCUACACUUUUUCCACUAGGUAUGAAAAUCGAUUGCCUCUUCCCGUUACCAUCAUCGAUACCCCAGGCUUCCUAAAUGCGACAGCCGAGGAUGACCGAAAGCUGAUGGGAGACAUCCGCAAUUUCAUCCAUUCCAACCAGAUGCCUAUCCAUGCCGUGGCAUACGUCAUCCCUGCCUCUCAGGGGAGAUUGACAGCGGAGCAGAAGACAGUGCUGUGGAACAUGCCCAAAGCCUUGGGAGAAGACGAAGAGAGAAUCAAAAGGAUCUCGUAUUUGUUUUGCACGUUUGCGGACAGCAAACUCCUGCCUGUUCUAGAAUCGGUGAAAGAGGCGGGACUCAGAUACAAGACACAUUUCGCUGUUAACAGCGCUGCGUACUUCGUAGACGAGAAAGUGCUAUCCAUUGAGGAGAACAAGGAAAACAGAGAAAAAUCCAUCAACGAAUUGCUGUGGACGAUGACGACGGAGAGCGUUCGAGAAUUCUUGGAGGACAUUCAGUGCAAUUGGCCCUUUCAGGUUAAUCUGCCCAUUAAGGCCUUGAAACCCCAAACAGGGGAUACGAAGGAAUACAUGAACACAGCACCUGCACGUGCACCUACAGCAGGUGCAAAGCUAUCCAUAAGUAUAGGUAAAUUCUGA